This is a messenger RNA of Mytilus trossulus (common blue mussel), 1665 nucleotides long. RefSeq lists its product as uncharacterized. Bases 1 to 1665 code for a protein of 554 amino acids. Gene Ontology annotation, molecular function: zinc ion binding; ubiquitin protein ligase activity. The transcript has 2 exons. The record is from RefSeq and is a predicted model, not a curated record. NCBI's taxonomy places the organism in Eukaryota, Metazoa, Mollusca, Bivalvia, Mytilida, Mytilidae.
AUGACAUCCCGUUGUGCUUCUUGUCUUCGUGGUGGUGACGUAGAAAAGCCAACUCAUUGGUGUAGUGACUGUUCGGAACCUCUCUGUGGUGAUUGUUACAGAUAUCAUACGAAAUCGAAGGUAUCAACAAAACAUAAAAUUAUUACGAUUGCUAAUGUGUCGGAUCUCAGUCCAGCAGUCUUAAAUCUGUCGUAUAAAUGUAAAAUUCAUCCUGACCAAUCGCUUGCUUUCUUCUGUCCGUCACAUGAUAUGAUGUGCUGUGUGUCCUGUAUACCACAAAACCACAAACAAUGCGAUCAACUUAUAACACUAGAUAAUGAGGCAGAAAAUGUCAAAAGAAGCAAAUUCUUACAAGCACUAGAGACGAGAAUACAGGAUACAAAACUGAAAUUGACAGAAUUCGUGAAAAAGAAGAACGAAAAUGUUUCAGUCUUAAAUGAUCAAAAGGACAAAAUACAAAAAGAAAUUGGAUACAUUCGGAAGAGUAUAAGCGAUCAUUUCGAUAAGAUUGAAAAUCAACUGUAUAAUGCCUUAACAAGAGCACACGAUUUAUGCCAUCGAACUUUGGAAGAAGGAAUCGAGCAGAUCCAAGAAAGACUUAACAAAAUGGAUGUAUGGCAUAAAGAUAUAGCCACACUCAAAGAAAACGCUUCAGAUGUUCACAUAUUUACUGUUGUAAAAACUAUCCAACCUCUUCAAAAUAAACAAGAGGCGUACUUAAACACAUUGCAGGAUGAAUACAGUAAGCUGAACAUUGAAUUCAUUGGAGAGGAAGCGUGGCGCCAUCUCAUUGCCGAUGUUCCCUCUUUCGGAGAAAUUUCUGUUACAGAGUCGAACCCUGCGAAAGGCAAGGAUUAUCUGCACUUCAAACGCAAUAAUAUAUCAACAACUCUUAGCGAACAACUCAUCAAAGCACCGGAGAAUAGAAAAUACAACUUUGUAACAGCUAAACUCGACAAAGGAACAAAAAUUAGAAGCGGGUGCUUUUUAGCAGACAAUAGACUCCUUCUGGCAAGUUUUAAUGACACGUGCGUUUACGUUUGCAACAAAGAUGGCGACAAAAAGAAGAAAAUACCGCUACAUUUUAAACUGUCUGAUCUUAGUUUUUUUGAUAAGACACAUGUGAUAAUUGGUACAGGUUCAAGCAUAAGAACUUUCAAAACCAGUACUUUAAGUCUUGGUGAAUGUAUUUCGGAUUCUUUAAGGAAUGAUGUUAUAUCAUCUGCAAAUAAUCAAAUAGCCAUUAGAUCACCUUCAGGUACCAUUUCAGUUUUGGACGUAACAGGAAAAUUAUUACGAGAACUUAAAGUACGUUCUUACGGGUAUAUCACAAUAGACAGGUUUGGUCGUGUUUAUUAUACAAACAACGCAAAGAACGAGGUGCACUGUUUUUACCCCAAUGGUUCCCAUAGCUGUAUUUACCGACACGAAAGACUGAAAGAUCCCUCUGGAAUGACCACUGACGACGCCGGUAAUGUCUACGUAGCUGGACAUCUGUCUCACAAUAUUCAUAAAAUUUCGGGACAAGGGAAGAAACAUGAAAUUAUUCUUUCUUAUAAAGAUGGUAUUAUUCAUCCACAACGUAUAGCAUUUCAAGACAAAUCGAAAGAACUCUUAGUUAUUAACAAUGAAUGGAGAUCUGUUGAAAUAUACCAAUUACAAUAA